Messenger RNA from Dracunculus medinensis (Guinea worm), 1941 nucleotides. The record is from the annotation of a GenBank genome assembly. Lineage: Eukaryota; Metazoa; Nematoda; Chromadorea; Rhabditida; Dracunculidae.
AUGAAUCGAUUCAAAAAGCAAGUCGAGACGGACACAAUGACGCGCAUUGCAAUCGUCGAAAAGGACCGUUGCAAACCAAAAAAUUGUGGCUUAGCGUGCAAAAAGUCGUGCCCAGUCGUUCGAAUGGGUAAGCAAUGUAUUAUUGUGGAAAGUAAUGCAAAAAUUGCCGAAAUCUCCGAAACUCUUUGUAUUGGUUGUGGUAUAUGUGUUAAGAAAUGUCCAUAUGAUGCAAUUAAAAUAAUAAAUCUACCAAGUAAUCUGUCAAAAGAUACUACUCAUCGCUAUAGCCAGAAUUCUUUCAAACUUCAUCGAUUGCCAACUCCAAGAGCUGGAGAGAUUCUGGGUUUGGUUGGUACAAACGGAAUUGGUAAAUCGACUGCACUAAAAAUUCUUGCUACCAAAGUGAAACCAAAUUUGGGGAAAUUUGAUGCUCCUCCUGAUUGGCCAUCUAUUUUGGCAUACUUUCGAGGCUCCGAAUUGCAGAACUAUUUUACGAAAGUUCUCGAAUACAACUUGAAAACAAUUAUAAAGCCACAAUACGUGGAUCAAAUUCCUAGAGCGGUGAAAGGAAAAGUUUAUGAUUUAUUGGCUGAAAAAUGUGAUCGUGGCAAUUUGGAAGAAAUAAUGGAAGAGCUUGGUAGACAAAAAGCACAUUUUAGGUUUAUCGAAGAUAUUAUUUCAUGUGCGAAGAUUUUCCAGUUUGAUGGAAUAGUAGAUUGUUAUACAGAAGAUGUUUCAGAACUUAUUGGAGUGAAAGAUCGGAUGUUAGACCAGUUAUCUGGAGGAGAACUUCAACGUUUUGCUAUAGGAAUGUGUGUCGUACGGAAAGCCGAUGUUUACAUGUUUGAUGAACCCUCAAGUUAUCUAGAUGUGAAGCAACGCCUUAAAGCUGCCAAGAUAAUACGAGAUAUUGUGAGUCCGACUAACUAUGUCAUCGUCGUCGAGCAUGAUUUGUCUGUUCUUGAUUAUUUAUCUGAUUUCAUUUGUUGUCUUUAUGGAGUACCUGGUGCAUAUGGUGUCGUUACUUUGCCUUCGGGAGUGCGCGAAGGAAUCAAUAUAUUUCUAGAUGGAUUUAUUCCUACUGAAAACAUGCGGUUCAGAGAUACGCAAUUAUCAUUUAAAGUAACAGAACAGGCUGAAAAAGAAAUUGUCAAACGUAAUGCUCGUUAUUGUUACCCUUCUUUUAAAAAAAAAAUGGGUAACUUUGAGUUAACUGUCGAAGGUGGCGAAUUUACUGAUUCUGAAAUUAUAGUCAUGUUAGGUGAAAAUGGCACUGGAAAAACAACUUUAAUCAGGCUAUUGGCAAAAAGUUUACCAAUGGAUGACGAUGAUGUUCAACUUCCGCAACUAAACAUUUCUUAUAAACCACAGAAGAUUAGUCCAAAGCAUCAAGGAUCUGUUCGGCAGUUGCUUUUCCAGAAAAUUCCGGAUAUGAUUAAUCAUCCACAGUUCAAAACAGAUGUGGUUAUUCCACUUAUGAUUGACAAUAUCAUGGAUUUAGAGGCACACUUUACUGUGCAAAAUCUUUCCGGUGGUGAGCUUCAACGGGUCGCUUUGACAUUAUGUCUUGGCAAAACUGCAGAUGUAUAUUUGAUUGAUGAACCCAGUGCUUAUCUCGAUUCAGAGCAACGAUUACAUGCAGCUAAGGUUAUUAAAAGGUUCAUUUUACACGCUAAGAAGACAGCUUUCGUAGUCGAGCAUGAUUUUCUAAUGGGCACUUAUUUGGCUGAUCGAGUUAUUGUUUUCGAUGGAAAACCUUCUAAAUGCGCGAAGGCGAAUACGCCGCAGUCGUUGCUUGAGGGUAUGAAUCGCUUUCUGAAACUUCUUGAUAUUACUUUCCGACGAGAUAAAGACAAUUAUAGGCCAAGAAUUAAUAAAAGAGAUUCAGUGAAGGAUAUGGAACAAAAAAGGAGCGGAAAUUAUUUCUUUCUAGAUGAUUAA